UCCACUGCGGUAACGGUGUCGUUAAAUCUGUUGAACGCGUCUAGUCGUCGCGCGUUCAGUGAAACGCCGGUCGGUCUUCAGUCCGCUUGCAGCCGCUGGUGUAUUGGAGUCGGUUCGGGCGUCCGUGGAUUGCCUCAAUACCUCCACGAUAAGCCCCUUCUGUUCUUUAAGUUCAAGAAAUCACCCGGAGCCCUCGCCGUAUCGUCUUUGACUCUUACCGGGGAUCAGUGUAUAUUUGUCGGCGCCGGCGGAGCGCGGAAUCUUACAGGAUAAUGUUGAUCGUUUUUGUAUAAAACAGCUCCAGCGGUUCCGGUCAGUCAAACUUUACCUCAGAGAAGAUCACGGUGGAUAACUCGCGUGUGUUUUGUGUAUUUAUUCAGUUUUUACCCCAGAAAGUGAUGGCGGGGCGAGGACGAGCACUGCUCGUGCUGUUCGCGGGUCUCACCGUUUUCCGGUUCGGCGGAGCGAGUAAAGGUGUUGGGAUUCAGAGCUUCACCUCCUUCAGGUUCUCUGUGGAACCCGUGGACACGUUGGCCGUUCGAGGUCUGCCCGCGGUUCUGAACUGCUCUGCCGUCAGCGCCGCUCCGGUCAGGGUGGAGUGGAAGAAGGACGGGACCUUCCUGAAUCUGGCAGCGGAUGACCGGAGACGACAGCUGCCCGACGGCUCUCUCUUCAUCAGCACUGUGAUUCACUCCAAACAUAAUAAACCUGAUGAGGGCGUCUAUCAGUGUGUGGCCACCAUCUUGAAUCUGGGCACCAUCAGCAGCCGAACGGCCAGACUCACGGUGGCAGGACUGCCGCGGUUCCUCAGUCAGCCGGAGGGCGUGUCCGUUCGUGUGGGCGGGACCGAGAUGUUGAACUGUGAGGUUACGGAGGAGCUGGCCCCGUUCACGCGCUGGGAGAAGAGCGGUGGAGCUGUGGAUGUGGACUCUAGGGUCACACAGCUGUCCGGCGGAGCUCUGGUCAUCAGUAACGCCUCUCAGAGCGACGCCGGACUUUACCGCUGCAUCAUUGACGGUGUGGGAGCGGCCAAAACCAGCGAGGAGGCGGAGCUACAGGUGUCCUCAGACUCCACUGUUGAAGAAAGACUGGAGGUCCUCCGGGGUCCGGUUGCCGUGGCGAAGGUUGUCGGGGAGGACGUGUUGUUGCCAUGCGUGAUGAAAGGUCAUCCAGUUCCGGUUAUUCGCUGGACUUUUAACGGGAGGCCGGUUGAUGAAGGCAGUGAACGCUUUGCUGUGAUUGGUGGAGGCAGCCUGCAGAUUGUUAACCUGACAGAAGAGGAUGCUGGGAUAUACAGCUGCCAGGCAGAUGGAGGAAACGCCACCAAUGAGAUUCAGGCAGAGCUGACUGUGCUGGUUCCUCCAAGCUUCCUCACGAGACCCUCCAACACUUACGCUCAAGAGUCUAUGGACAUCGUCUUUGAGUGUGAUGUCACAGGCUCACCGCCGCCCACUGUCAGAUGGAUGAAAGACGGAGACACGGUCAUCCCGAGCGAUUAUUUCAGAAUAGUGGAGCAGCACGAUCUGCAGGUGUUGGGUUUGGUGAAGUCAGACGAGGGCUUUUAUCAGUGUUUAACAGAGAAUGAUGCUGGAAACAUUCAGGCCAGCGCACAGCUCAUCAUACUGGACUUAGACGUUGCCCUUCAUUCUGCUCUUCCUUCACUGACUGAUGCCACUGCUGACCAUGUAGCGUCCGGUCCUGUCGAUGGCCCCGUCCCGUCUGCGCCGCGUGAUGUGGUGGCGUCUCUGGUGUCCACGCGCUUCAUCAAACUCACCUGGAGACUUCCUGCUGAAGCUCACGGAGAAAACAUCACCUUCUCCGUCUUCUACAGUCUAAACGGCACCAACAGGGAGCGUGUGGAGAACACCAGCGCCCCGGGAGAGAUGCAGGUCACCAUACAGAACCUCGUCCCUGACACCAAGUACACCUUCAGGGUGGUCUCCUCCAAUGCCAACGGCCCGGGAGAGAGCUCCACCCCGCUUACAGUGGCCACUCAACCUGAGGUUCAGCUGCCGGGACCGCCUCCAAACGUUCAGGUGAUGUCUGUGGGCUCAACAUCCGUCACACUGAGCUGGGAGAGACCGCUGACGGGCAACGGAGAGAUCCACACCUAUAAACUCUUCUGCAGUGAGACGGGUCAAGACUCGGAGCAGGACACAGAUGUGACGCAGGCUCUGUCUUACACCGUGACGGGACUCAAGACCUUCACAGAAUACACCUUCAGAGUUGUGGCGUAUAACAGACACGGGCCUGGAGUUUCUACAGAAGACGUGACUGUGCGGACGCUGUCUGACGUACCGAGCGCUGCUCCUCAGAACGUCACACUGGAGGUCCUCAACUCAACGAGCAUCAUGGUCCGCUGGCAGCCGCCUCCGUCGGGCAGUUUGAACGGAGAGCUGAUGGGAUAUAAAGUACGCUAUCGUAAAGGACUGCGGAGGGCAGAUUCAAUGGAGAUCACAACAACCCAACUCUCUCAAAUCAUUGACGGUCUGGAGAGAGGGAAAGUUUACACCUUCAGAGUUUCAGCCGCUACAGAAAACGGGUCUGGACCGGCCUCAGAAUGGACUGCAGCAGAGACCUUUGAGAACGAUCUGGACGAAUCACAGGUGCCGGGCAUGCCCAGUUCUCUUCACGUCCGUCCGCUGGUGAACAGAAUGGUGGUGAGCUGGACUCCUCCGGAGGAUCAGGAGGUUUUAGUGCGAGGUUAUAAGAUGGGUUACGGUCUGGGCAGUCCUCACGCACACACCGUCGCUCUGGAUUAUAAACAGCGCUUCUACAGCAUCGACAACCUCGAUGCUGCUUCACAUUACGUCAUCACACUGAAGGCCUUUAACAACAUGGGUGAAGGGAUUCCCAUCUACAACAGCGCAACAACCAGACCACAAUCCGACCCCGCAGACCCCGACAUUGAUUUUUAUGAACUCUUUAAUAACCCAUACACCCCAGCACCUGACCCUACACCCAUGCUGCCCCCGGUGGGCGUUCAAGCUUCCGUCCUCAGUCAUGACACCAUCAAAGUCAGCUGGGCCGACAACUCGCUGGCCAAGAACCAGAAGAUCACUGACUCCAGAUAUUACACCGUCAGAUGGAAGACCAACAUCCCCGCCAACACAAAGUAUAAGAUGGCAAACACAACGUCUCUGUUCCACACGGUCACGGGUCUGAAGGCAAACACUCUCUAUGAGUUCUCUGUGACGGUGACCCGGAGCCGCAGGAGCAGCACGUGGAGCAUGACGGCACACGCCACCACACUUGAGACCAUUCCCAGCUCAGCACCUAAAGAUGUGACUGUGAUCAGUAAAGAAGGAAACCCACGAAUCAUCAACAUCAACUGGCAGCCGCCCACUGAAGCCAACGGCAAAAUCACAGGGUACAUCAUCUACUACAGCACUGAUGUGAACGCCGAGGUUCAUGAUUGGGUGGUGGAGCCGGUGGUGGGGAAUCGUCUCACUCAUCAGAUUCAGGCUCUGACUCUAGACACCAGAUAUUACUUUAAGAUCCAGGCCAGAAACUCCAAAGGCACGGGUCCGCUGUCUGACGCGCUUCUGUUCCUCACGCCUAAAGCUGAACCUUCUGACAAGAUGUCCAGCGAUCAGGGUCUGCAGGUGAAGCCCGGACAUCCCGUCCCCCCCGGUCACGGCAUCGGAUCCAACAUCGAUAAGCCGGGCAUCACAGGCAGUCAUGAGAAUCACAUUCUGGUGAUUGUUGUGAUAGUUUCAGUGGGAGUUUUUAGCAUCAUCGCUGUGGUCGUGGGGGCCGUCCUGUGCACGCGGCGAUCUCACUCGCACCAGAAGAAAAAACGUGCGGCCUGUAAAUCCAUCAGCAGCAGCAGCGGCUCUCACAAAUACAAGAGUUCCUCUAAAGACCUGAAACCUCCGGAUCUGUGGAUUCAUCACGAGCGGCUGGAGCUCAAACCCAUGGACAAAUCACCUGAGCCCAACACAGUCAUGACUGACACACCCAUUCCUCGGACCGCCCAGGACACGCCCACAGAGCCUGCCCACCAGAGACGAGGACAUGAUGUGGAGGAGAGUGUGAACACACUGGCUGGUCGCAAGGCAGCGAAACCAAAAAUAUUGAUGCCAUUUGACUCGGCGCCGCCCCAGCCUGUGAUCACCGCUCACCCCAUCACUUCUCUUGAUCAUCUUCAUCCUACACCGUGUGGUUAUCUUCAUCAUCAGAUCAGUCUGAGAGUUCCUGCCACUGCAAAAUGUGUGAGGAAUCAGGCAUCUGUACCAGAACCGCCGCUCGCUCCCAGUCAGCCCGCCAGUGCAGCUGAACUCCAGAAGACAGAAGCGCUGAUCAAAGAGGUAGACCUGCCCAGCGCCAACCCACCGACCGCUCACGUUCGGCCGACACACCCCCUCAAGAGCUUCGCCGUGCCAACGGUCACCGUCUCCGCCCACACCUAUGACACAACAUUACCCAGCAUCCCUCUGCUGACACAGCCGGUUGCUGGUGUUAAAAUGCCGUCUAUCGGAACACUGAACCGAGCACGCGCACCAGUGGCAGUAACGGUCCCCAGUGCACCUGCCCAAUCAGAAACCAGUAAGAUGUUGUUACAGACAGAUAUGACGUAUGAGACAGACGAGCUGUCGGAGGAGAUGGCUCAUCUGGAGGGUUUGAUGAAGGAUCUGAACACCAUCACUACGACCUGAAGCACAGAUCUCACACACGCUCACUCUUCUCAGGAAGAACAAGACAUUCUUAAUAAACUCUGAUCCCAGGUCAGCUUUAAACAUGAGGAACACGAUUAUCAAAGAUGGAUAACAGCAUCAUCUCUUCCCUCCUGCGUGGAGAAAGGCACAAAAUAAUCCUUGAAGAAUUGGACUGAAUGCUGUUCUGCACAAAAAACAAACACACAUAUGUUUAACCUCCUUUUGGGGUCGUAUUCACAUCGUUCAUAUUUUGAUCUUGUAUGUGUUCUUCUUCACUGUCUAUAGGAUCAUUUUAGAUUGUGUUUUUUGGCUCUCAUUCAUGAAGAACGGUGAAUUUUUAUUAAAAAUAGUUUUACAUGAAUUGUAAGAUGAAAAUGAAUUUACUGAUUCUCCUUGAGAUCUGAUGUUGUUCAUGUAAGAAUGUUUUUUUCACUAUGUCUUAAACUGUCAACAAGUGAAAUCAGUGAGAUGAUGUCAUCAGACUCCAGUAGCAUGAAAGGUCAGAUUAUGCAUAAAAACAGACAAAUGCGUGACGGAUCUUCAUUUUAAAUCCAGUGACGUGAACAUUUGGUGCUCCAGUAUCUCCUCAAAGACAAGACCGUUUGUGGGGGCAGAGAGGAUUCUGGGAUGCCACGUGACUCCAGCUUUUCUAAUCUGAGCGAGAGAAAUCAAAACAACCGCAUAUAUUUGCUUGCAUUAAUACUUUGUACACUCCCGAAAAAGGACAAUUUUAUAUAUUCAUGGUUUGCUUUGUUUUUAUAUGAAGACCACACAUGUUCCAUGUAGGUUAUAAUGAAAUAUUUUGCGUUGUGCUUUUCUCCCAAAGAACAUAUUGAGGAUAAACGCUUUGCUCAUGUACAGUUUGAAUGUCAGUGUGACUGUAAUGAGUUCUGCUUUGUUGUUUGUGUUUACAUUAACCAGAUAAGAUUGAAAGAAGCUCAACAACAUACUGAACCGUGUUGAAAACUGUCAUUUGCACUUUUUAUAUGGAUUUGAAAUUGCUGAUGCCAUGUGAAAUAUCAACCUAUUUUAUGUAAUAAUAAUAAUAAUGUCACAAGUAAACAGCUGGUUUUAAAGACAAACAACUCGAUUUUGUACUUAUUUUUCAAUUGU
Messenger RNA from Triplophysa dalaica, 5771 nucleotides. It is a transcript of the gene neo1b, whose product is annotated as neogenin. Gene Ontology annotation, molecular function: protein binding. The record is from RefSeq and is a predicted model, not a curated record. The coding region runs from base 399 to 4658 and encodes 1419 amino acids. Gene Ontology annotation, biological process: cell-cell adhesion. The transcript is spliced from 29 exons. NCBI's taxonomy places the organism in Eukaryota, Metazoa, Chordata, Actinopteri, Cypriniformes, Nemacheilidae. Gene Ontology annotation, cellular component: membrane.